AUGAAAUUUAUAGACAUUAUACUUGUACUGUCUGUAUCAGCAGUUGCCAGUGCGUUAGUAGCUACGCCAAAUGCAGAAACUCGAUCGCAUCAGUUGUCAAAACGUAGUCCUGGUAAAGGCUGGGAAAAAUUGGUUGAAGACAACCCCAAUGAUGAUGACGCAAGCGAACCAGGACCAUCAAACGACGGCAAUAGUGUCGAAAGUAGACUGGCGGAUGCCAAACGUCAAAGGGAAGAUAUAUGCGAUAAAUAUCGGAAAUACAAGAAUAGUUUAUGGCGAGAUGGAUUGGAAUAUGGUCUGACUGGUGAAGUUUUAAUGAGUAAUCAAUCGCCUACUGAAUAUUAUGGUAAUGUCGACAGCAACGAAUCAUUUAGAGGCAAACAUGAAAAGAUGAAAAGGCUAAAACAAGAAUGCAAGGAGGCAAAACAAAAGGAAAAGGACCUAAAAAAAGAACUUGGAAAACGACCGAGUAGUGGAUGGGGAAACAGACUCAAACGAUUAAAAAAGAUGUUUACCAAACACUAA
Molecule: messenger RNA, 525 nt
Organism: Batrachochytrium dendrobatidis JAM81
Lineage: Eukaryota; Fungi; Chytridiomycota; Chytridiomycetes; Rhizophydiales
Exons: 1
Coding region: 1-525 (174 amino acids)
Source: RefSeq, a predicted model, not a curated record